This is a messenger RNA of Asterias rubens (European starfish), 5659 nucleotides long. Its product is annotated as F-box DNA helicase 1-like. The transcript is spliced from 21 exons. Gene Ontology annotation, cellular component: nucleus. The record is from RefSeq and is a predicted model, not a curated record. Lineage: Eukaryota; Metazoa; Echinodermata; Asteroidea; Forcipulatida; Asteriidae. Gene Ontology annotation, biological process: replication fork processing; double-strand break repair via homologous recombination. Gene Ontology annotation, molecular function: protein binding; hydrolase activity; ATP binding. The coding region runs from base 229 to 4419 and encodes 1396 amino acids.
CCUCUAUUGUUCUCAUCCUCCGAGAAGAAAAGUUGUGUUCUCGAGUUAUUAUUCUCCUAACUUCUAAACAAUACCAAUUGACGAGGAUGAAUGAUAAAUCCAAGAAGGUAUAAUUCCUGGAUGUUCCGCAAGCAUCAAGUCCUGGAUAUUCUGCAAGCAUCACUGAUCCUCAAGGUGAUGAUUUUCAUGUCAGCCUGAAGAAAUUCAACACCAUUAUGAAUCAUUGGAAUGAAACCCCCAUCAACUGAAAUGGAAUACUCCAACUCGUCCAACAAGGGCAACAGAGAUGAUGGUGCCAUGAGUAAGAGAACCCAGUGUUGUCCUGGAUCUGCACCUAGUUCUCAAGAUACCUCGUCGGUUCUUUCAGACGAUGGGAUCGACGAGCAUAAACUUGAAAGAUGCGGUGGUUCUGAAGUUCAGGUUUCUGCCGAACCUUUGCCUGUAAGUUCUUGUCAAUCCUCACAAGGUUCCAGUGGGCAUCACCAAGAAGAAAAGCUUAUUGAGUCUGGGUUUCAGACUGAGAAUAAAAAGCAAGAGUGUAUUUCAAAUCCACACAUGUUCGAGUGCUCCCAAGGAACAGAGGAAGAAGACAACAAAAGUAUUUUGUGGCCUUCGGAAAUAUUGCGUGUUACCAAUCAGCUUCAGUCGGGACACGUCGGAAAAUAUGGUGAGAUGAAGCUGGAACCCCUAUCAAUGUCGACCCAUCCACAAGAAAAGUACACACCCAUUUCUUCCCAAUCCCAAGUGCCACAACUGUCAACAAAUGCAGCCGGUGUGAAGCGUAAACAUCUGCGUAUGAAUUCAACGGACUGCGCCGAGCAUGCACAGACCGCGCAAGGUUCUAUGGCAUUAACGAAUCCAGCAGCUGUAAAGACAUCAAGCAAAGAUGUCAACAGAGGGCUUUAUCCAAGACCUGCUGUACCAAGGACCUCCUCUCAUCACCAAACGGCUGCGUCUCGGCCCUCUGCCAUCAAACGGCUGUGCAGUCCUAGUAAAAUAAGGCUCAGUCCGGAGCAGAUGAAAAACCAAUCUAGAAUUCAUCAGUACUUCCCUGCUUCGCCACCCAAGACUGAGCUCUCUGUCAAACAAAAUAUUGCCCAGGCAGGUUCUUCUCCAGGAAUGUCAAAGUCCCCGAUGUCCCAAGGAGUGUCAGGAAACUCUCCGAUCCCAAGGAAAAAUUUUAAUUCUCAGUUCAUGACGAUGGGCCCUGUAUCACCCCAAAGAUUGUCCAGCUCGACCUUCGGGAAAAGUCUACCGACUGGUGGAUCACCACCUCAAAGGAGCAGUCAAUCUUUGCCUCCUAGAACACCAACCAAACUGUAUCUUAAUCACAAUCAUUUCAGUAACCCUGCUGCUGAAAACAUGAGGAGUCCAACGCUUAGUCCAAGACAGGCUGCUAAUGGUGCUCGAGAAUCUCCUAAGAGCUGGUCAAGACAGCCCUCAAAUAGUCCCAACCAACCAUUAUUGCCCAGUUCUCAAGAAAGAACCCCAACAAAGACGUUCCUGUAUUCCAAACCAAAACAAAGCCCGAGUCCAUCCAAGUCUGAGAAAAGCACAGUCGAUAGCGACAUAGAAGAUUUUCAUAACGACACCUCAUUUGAUGGUUUAAAUUUCGGCGGAAUUUUGCCCAAACCAGUUUCUAUACAACUCAGCUCUUCAACAAAUCUUAAGUCUGGAAAAAACACUCUUGAGAGUGACAUCAACAAUUUUAAUAACGACACCACGUUCGAUAGUUUAAAUUUUGAUGCGGAUGUGGUGGCACCCGAUCUUAGCCAGGGGCUCAGUUCCCAAGAUGAUAGCGGCUUAGAUGCUUUUGAGAAGGACAGCUUCUUUGACAGCGUUGAUCCCGAGAUGCUCUCUGCCAACAGCGAGUCUAUCUCCUCCUUACCGUCCUCUCAGACGGAGUACAAUCCACGGAACACCUUUGGCCUCUUGGGAGAGGGAUUUAGUGAUGAUGAGACGUUGGCUUCGGGGUUUGCUUGUCUUCCCAUUGAGGUCUUACAGAGGAUCUUUUGCUUUGUGCCGUUGAUGGAUUUGUGUCGACACCUCAGCUGCAUCUGUAAACUCUGGAAUGAGAUCAUUUCAAAGGAAGAGUUCUUACCAUGGAAGAAGCAUUAUCAUCGAGUACGCCUGAAGGUUAAGAUUGACCGGAGUGACCUAGUGAAUCUUCUGACCAAGCAAGAACAAGCGUCGGGAGCAGAAUCUCAGUGCAUGCUAGAUCUUGUCAGGAAUAUGCCUAAUUUCCAGGCUCGCUUUGGCACCUCCAUGGACCGAGAUCUUCAGAAACAUCCAAAAUAUGGUCUUGCCAAGGACAUCAUAAAAGACAGAGCCCCAGAGCUUCUACAAAAUGAUACACCCAAUCCCUGGUCAAUCGUAGCGCUUCUGGUCAUCCUCUCUGAGACAGUACAUGACGUGUUUUUCAUUCUGAGAUGUCUCCUGCACCCAACGGCUACGUGCACCACCAUGGAACUACUGGAAUGUCUGUACUGUAUCGCAUCUCAUCUGUGGAUAUACCAGAGACUGUUCCGCCAUAACAUCGGGUGGCAUUAUCGAGUCUAUUACACACUGUACCUGUUUGAGAACAGUCAGUUACCAAUUUAUCUCACACCAGACGGCUCAGCAAGGGAUGAAGGGAAAGUUAGACCAAGUUCUGUGAAGAGUCAAAGGGUCCCUUUUACUCAUGAGCAGUGUCGCAUCCUAAAUCAUGACGUCAAGAGAGGGGAGGUCGUCAAGAUUCAAGCCUUUGCAGGUACCGGGAAGACAACAAUGCUAGUGGAGUACGCCAAACAGCGACCCAACAUGUCCUUUCUUUAUGUAGCUUUCAACAAGUCUGUUCAGAAACAUGCAGAGGAGGUAUUUUCAAGAAACGUCACAAGUAGUACGAUGCAUUCCCUAGCAUACAAGGCAAUAGGAUGGCGGUUCAAAGACAAGAUCAUACCUGCUUUCAAGCCGUUCUUGAUUAACAAACUGAUCUCGUCGAGGGGUAACAGCACCAACAGGCAGCAACACGGGGGGAUGCACUGGAUGCGUUACUCCAAGAUGGUGUGUAAGACGCUGAAUAAUUAUUGUGCCAGUGCAGACAAUUCGCUUACCAGUAGUCACGUGCCGGAGGAGUACAUGACGUAUGAACACACGGCCCAGGGGAUUGUGGCCUUGACGAAUGAAAUCAGUCACAGUAUCAGAAUGAACAUUGCAACUUCUGCAGCAACAGUGUGGAGUGGAAUCAAGAAACCGAAAAACAAAGAAGCUGUCAUCACACAUGACGUAUACUUGAAGUUAUACCAGCUAAGCAAACCAUGGAAUCUCAACUACGACUGUCUGCUGAUUGACGAGGCUCAGGACCUUACGCCAGCCCAGCAGGAUAUCCUUAUGAAUCAACGCUCUGCUAAGAUCCUUGUUGGCGAUAACCAUCAACAGAUCUAUGGCUUCCGUGGUGCCACCAAUGCAAUGAGUAGAGUGGUCAGUCAACACACGUUCCACCUUACACAGUCAUUCCGUUUUGGUCCUGGGAUUGCCUACAUUGCAGACUGCGUACUGGAAAGGUCUUCAUCGAAAGUCAGACAUAUUCUGGUCGGCAAAAUGGAACAAGAUCACAUCGAUGGGGAGGAGCUUGGCCAAGUAGCCAUCAUUACCCGAACCAAUGUCAUUCUCUUCAGAGAAGCUGUGAAUAUUGUCAAAGCAGACACUACCACCAUGAUAGGGUUCGCUGGGGGCAUAGAUGGUUAUGGUAUGGAUUUGAUUCUUGACAUCUACCAGCUAAAGCUGCCUCAGUCAGAGAGAAGAGUUAUCAAGAGUCAACUGGUCAAGUAUCAUAAGUCGAUAGGUUCCCUGAAGGCGUAUGCCAGUCAGACGGAGGAAGUGGGGCUGCUUAAUAAGAUCCGUAUCGUGGAGCAAUAUAACAUACAGAUUCCUGAACUCAUUAAGCUCAUAAAGAGUAGGACCAGACAUGAAAGCUUAGCAGCUUUUGUUCUCAGCACAGUGCACAAGAGCAAGGGACUCGAAUUUGAUACUGUGAAGAUCACCGAUGAUUUUGCUAUCAAGUCAUGCAGACAAAAUGCGUUGGGCAUCAUUCAGGCGGAUGAGCUCAAUAUGGUCUACGUCGCCUUGACCCGAGCCAAGAAAAGCCUCGUCCUCAAUUCAAGCUUUCUGGAGUUUUUAAGUCAACGGCCUGCGAAGGAGAAAUUUAUGUAUCCUGUCCCAGCUAAGUCAUCAGGAGACGAAAAGCCCCAAACCUGCGUUGAAUGCCAACAGACGGUCCCCAAUAAAACUGUAGUGCUCCUCAAGAUUAAGGACUUUCAACUGGCUUACCCGACGAGCAGACGCCGAGGAGCAGGGGUUAUCUGCCCUCAAUGCAGCCUGGAGAGCUUCCCAUCAUUCGAAUGUUUUCACAAACUGGAUGAGGACCAAGAGCAGUCUUAGAGCACACUAUCCUCUGUCCCUUCUUAAGGCUUACCCGACGAGCAGACGCCGAGGAGCAGGGGUUAUCUGCUCUCAAUGCAGCCUGGAGAGCUUCCCAUCAUUCCAGUGUUUUCACAAACUGGAUGAGGACCAAGAGCAGUCUUAGAGCACACUAUCCUCUGUCCCUUCUUAAGGCUUACCCAACGAGCAGACGCCGAGGAGCAGGGGUUAUCUGCCCUCAAUGCAGCCGGGAGAGCUUCCCAUCAUUCCAGUGUUUUCACAAACUGGAUGAGGACCAAGAGCAGUCUUAGAGCACACUAUCCUCUGUCCCUUCUUAAGGCUUACCCAAAGAGCAGACGCCGAGGAGCAGGGGUUAUCUCUGCCCUCAAUGCAGCCUGGAGAGCUUCCCAUCAUUCCAGUGUUUUCACAAACUGGAUGAGGACCAAGAGCAGUCUUAGAGCACACUAUCCUCUGUCCCUUCUUAAGGCUUACCCAACGAGCAGACGCCGAGGAGCAGUGGUUAUCUGCCCUCAAUGCAGCCUGGAGAGCUUCCCAUCAUGACAGUGUUUUCACAAACUGGAUGAGGACCAAGAGCAGUCUUAGAGCACACUAUCCUUUAUCCCUUCUUAAGGCUUACCCAACGAGCAGACGCCGAGGAGCAGGAGUUAUCUGCCCUCAAUGCAGCCUGGGGAGCUUCCCAUCAUUCCAGUGUUUUCACAAACUGGAUGAGGACCAAGAGCAGUCUUAGAGCACACUAUCCUCUGUCCCUUCUUAAGGCUUACCCAACGAGCAGACGCCGAGGAUCAGGGGUUAUCUGCCCUCAAUGCAGCCUGGAGAGCUUCCCAUCAUUCCAGUGUUUUCACAAACUGGAUGAGGACCAAGAGCAGUCUUAGAGCACACUAUCCUCUGUCCCUUCUUAAGGCUUACCCAACGAGCAGAUGCCGAGGAGCAGGGGUUAUCUGCCCUCAAUGCAGCCUGGAGAGCUUCCCAUCAUUCCAGUGUUUUCACAAACUGGAGGAGGACCAAGAGCAGUCUUAGAGCACACUAUCCUCUGUCCCUUCUUAAGGCUUACCCAACGAGCAGACGCCGAGGAGCAGGGGUUAUCUGCUCUCAAUGCAGCCUGGAGAGCUUCCCAUCAUUCCAGUGUUUUCACAAACUGGAUGAGGACCAAGACCAGUCUUAGAGCACACGGACAAUAAUGGUCAUUGUCAAAGACCAAUAUUCUCACUUUGUUGUAUCCCAACAUAUGCAUCAAAUAAAA